This is a messenger RNA of Pyrus x bretschneideri (Chinese white pear), 1660 nucleotides long. RefSeq names its product transcription factor HHO5-like. Gene Ontology annotation, biological process: regulation of DNA-templated transcription. The transcript has 5 exons. Lineage: Eukaryota; Viridiplantae; Streptophyta; Magnoliopsida; Rosales; Rosaceae. Gene Ontology annotation, molecular function: DNA-binding transcription factor activity; DNA binding. The coding region runs from base 210 to 1406 and encodes 398 amino acids. The record is from RefSeq and is a predicted model, not a curated record.
UAAGGAACUGAGUCACCGAGUUGACCCGGAGACGCGAGGACCCGCUUAUGCGAACCACUGAAUCUUUGUGUGUCCUGAAUCUCAUAUUCCAUAUAAAUUCUGGCCUCUCUGUUCCUUAUCAGGUUUUUAUCUGGGCAAUGCUCGAAAUCGAGAUUGAGGGAGAAAAUUAACAACGGAGAGAGAGAGAGAGAGAGAGAGAGAGAGAGAAAAUGGACCUGCUGAGCUUGGACUCCAGUCCUCUGUUCGUCCCGAAAACAAUCACCGACUUUCUCGCUCAGCUCUCCGCCAUUAAAGACGGCUCUCAGAGAUCUUCAGAGCUCGAUGGGUACGUGAAGAGACUGGGCGACGAACUCAGAAAGAUUGAAGUUUUCAAGCGGGAGCUUCCUCUCUGCAUGCUUCUCCUGAAGGAUGUGAUUGAGCGGUUGAAGGAGGAAGGAAUGCGGUGGAGGCGAAUGGAAGAGCGGCCGGUGAUGGCGGAGUUCAUACCAUUGAAGGGUAAUUCUGUGGAGGACGGAGGGGCAGUUUCUGGAAAGGAAAAUAUUGACAAGAAGAACUGGAUGAGCUCUGCGCAGCUAUGGAGCACAAGCAUCAAUGUUUUUGAUUACACCAAACACGACUCUGAACUUAAACUGGGGAAUGAGGAAGAUGAUCGGUCGGCGGCGGAGAACCCAAUUGAGCUGAGUAAUAAGAAAGGCGUGGGAGGGGCAUUACUGGCAUUCAAGGGUCAGAAUGAGUUGUCUGGUUUUGCAAACCCAUGUUUGAAGGGAGACAAGGAGGUUACCGUGGUUCCAAACCUUUGUCUUAUGACUCCAUUGAUGUCUGAAACACUGGCUCGUUCUGCAAACGCAAACUCUAAGACCAACCAUGGCUGCAGAGGUGGCGGUUCGGGUUCUGGUAUGGCAGGACAAUUGAAAUUACAGAACAAACCCCAACAGCAGCCACAGCAGCAGCAGCAGCAACCCUUAAGGAAACAAAGGCGGUGCUGGUCGGCGGAGCUCCACCGCCGCUUUGUUGAUGCCCUUCAGCAGCUUGGAGGAACACAAGCCACUCCUAAGCAGAUAAGAGAACUUAUGCAGGUGGAGGGUCUCACCAAUGAUGAAGUUAAAAGCCACUUGCAGAAAUACCGCCUUCACAUCCGAAAGCUCCCGCCUUCUUCGGCUGCUGGCCAAGGCAAUGACUUACUCGUGCCCUUGGAUCACAGCGGAGAGCAUGCUAAGGCAAACAACGUACAGUCUGGUUCUCCACAGGGUCCUCUCCUCACAGGAGGGUUUGCCAAAGGUCGAUCCACAACUGGAGGCAAGUCGGGUGACAGCAGGGAAGGUGAAGAGGAUGAGAAAUCGGAUGGACAGAGUUGGACAAGUGGGAAUCACAACCACCACCACCACCAAGGAGCUGGAGAUGUAUAGUCUCAUACAAUCAUCAUCCCGCAUGAGUUUUGCAGAUACAAAUAUCCAUGGGGAAAAAUCGAAGUCUCUGGAUUAGGGAAUUAUAAGCGUAUAGUAGUAAUAAGCGGAGAAUUUGCCAUUGUAGAGCAAGUUUCUUCCUCUGGUUCUUUUAUACAGGUUUAUUAUCAUGUAAUGUGCCCUUGAUUAAUGUAGGAAGUAACAUGUUAAUGUUUCCCAACAUGACGUUAUUCAGUUUAAUGUGUUAUUCAAAUUGA